AUGGGUGUACAGAGGUGCUUUCUCCCCUGGUUUGUGCUGAGUGUUCUGCUGGCUGUGGGAGCCAUAGAGGGAUCCAGGAAUCGGGAAUGGCUUGGUGUCCCAAGGCAACUUGGAACUAAAGGCUGGAACAGGCAGCUGUACCCUGAGUGGACAGAGGUUCAGGGGCCUAACUGCUGGAGAGGUGGCCAGGUAUCUCUGAAGGUCAGUAAUGAUGGGCCUACACUGGUUGGUGCCAACGCCUCUUUUGCCAUUGUCCUGCACUUCCCUGGAAGUCAAAAGGUGCUGCCAGAUGGGCAGGUUAUCUGGGCCAACGACACCGUCAUCAAUGGGAGCCAGGUGUGGGGAGGACAGCCAGUGUAUCCAGAGGAACCUGAUGAUGCCUGCGUCUUCCCUGAUGGUGGACCAUGCCUAUCUGGUCCUAAGCCUCCGAGAAGAAGCUUUGUCUACGUUUGGAAGACCUGGGGACAGUACUGGCAAGUUCUGGGGGGCCCAGUGUCCAGGCUGAGCAUCAUGACAGGCCAUGCAAGGCUGGGUACGCAUGCCAUGGAAGUGACUGUCUACCACCGACGGGGGUCCAGGAGCUACGUGCCCCUCGCUCACUCCACAUCAGCCUUCACCAUUACUGACCAGGUCCCCUUCUCUGUGAGUGUGUCGCAGCUACAGGCCUUGGAUGGAGCGAACAAGCACUUCCUGAGAAAUCAGCCUCUCAAAUUUGCCCUUCAGCUCCAUGAUCCCAGUGGCUAUUUGGCAGAGGCUGACCUCUCUUACACGUGGGACUUUGGAGACAAAACUGGGACCCUGAUCUCUCGGGCAGUUGAAGUCAUUCAUACUUACCUGGAGUCGGGCUCAGUCACCGCCCAGGUGGUACUGCAGGCUGCCAUUCCUCUCGUUUCCUGUGGCUCCUCCCCAGUCCCAGGCACCACAGAUGGCUACACGCCAACUGCAGAGGCACCUGGAACCACAUCUAGGCAAGGGACCACUACAAAAGUUGUGGGCACUCCACCUGGCCAGAUGCAGACUACAGAGCCCUCUGGAACCACAGCUGUACCAAUGCCAACAACAGGAGGCACAGCUACUACAUCUGAGCACAUGCUGACCUCAACAGUAAUGGACACCACACUGGCAGAGAUGUCAACUAUUGAGGGUACAAGCGCCACACCCAGAAGGCCGUCUGGAGCCACAGUGGCACAAGCAGCAACCACAGACUUGGCGGAAACUACCACUGAAGAACUACCCACCCCUGAACCUGAGAGUUCGGAUGCCAGCCCCUUUCUGCCCAUAGAAAGCACUACAGUGUCUGACACUCCUCUACUGGACGGCACAGGCACGUUAAUGCUUGUGAAGAGACAAGCUCCCCUGGAUUGUGUUCUGUAUCGAUAUGGUUCUUUCUCCCUCACCCUGGACAUUGUCCAGGGUAUUGAAAAUGCGGAGAUUCUGCAAGCUGUGCCCUCCAGUAAGGGGGAUGCAUUUGAGCUGACGGUGUCCUGCCAAGGCGGGCAACCCAAGGAAGCCUGUAUGGACAUUUCAUCUCCAGGGUGCCAGCCCCCUGCCCAGAGGCUAUGCCAACCUGUGCCACCAAGCCCUGACUGCCAGCUGGUUCUACACCACAUACUGAAAGGUGGCUCAGGGACCUAUUGCCUCAAUGUGUCUUUGGCUAAUUCUAACAGCCUGGCAGUGGCCAGCACCCAACUUGUUGUUCCUGAUCACGAAGAUGGCCUUGGGCAGUUCCCCUUGCUUGUCGGCGUCUUGCUGGUGUUGAUGGCUGUGGCCCUUGCAUCUCUGAUAUAUAGGCACAGACUUAAGAAGCAGGGUUCAGUUCAUCCUAUUUCCCAAACACCACUCGGUGGCACCCACUGGCUGUGCCUGCCCCCAGUCUUCCGCACUCGCCAGGCUGGUGAGAACCGCCCACUCCUCAGCAGACAGCAGGUCUGA
This is a messenger RNA of Psammomys obesus (fat sand rat), 1932 nucleotides long. RefSeq names its product premelanosome protein (gene Pmel). The record is from RefSeq and is a predicted model, not a curated record. Gene Ontology annotation, biological process: melanosome organization. NCBI's taxonomy places the organism in Eukaryota, Metazoa, Chordata, Mammalia, Rodentia, Muridae. Bases 1 to 1932 code for a protein of 643 amino acids. Gene Ontology annotation, cellular component: melanosome. The transcript is spliced from 12 exons.